UUUUUUUUUUUAAAUAAUAAUUUAAUUCUGCUAAAUUUUAAUCUUAAACAUUCUUGUCUGUAUAGGUCGGGGUGUUUUGGGGGGCGUUGGGCAAACGGGGAGAAUUGGGUGAGAAUUAGGAAGCUGCAAUCCAAUCAAUUUUCCUGUCCAUCUGAAGGCGCCACCAUUCAUCAAUCUUUCAAAUGCCACACCUUCAUUUGAGAUUGUCUGCUUUGCACCCGCCUCUCAUUCCAGACAUCCUUUUACGCCCCCAUUUUGAUGCGGUAUUGGGAUGCGCAGAUUAUCAAUCAAACAUGAUGCAAUCUAAUCUUCACAAGUCCCUUUGCAAGAUCAUGUCUCCAUCAUCUGUCUUUAUUCGUUCAUGCAGUGGUGUUCCUUCUCUGACAGCAGUGCCAAUUAGUACUGAUGCUGGAGAGACAUCAGAAGUUGGCAAGCAUUACCAAUUGGACUUUAGGACAGAUUUUCCUGAGAAAACUCUGAACAACGAGGUUCAAUUAGAGGAUUAUUUUGGGUCUGACAUGUCUUACAGGGAAAUUCAAAAAAGAAGAAAGAUAGGCCUAGCAAACAAAGGGAGAGUCCCGUGGAAUAAAGGCAGAACUCAUGGUGCUGAUCUUAUUAUGCAUGUAGAGACUUGUGAACUGAUAAAACUGAGAACAAUAGAAGCGUUGAAAGACCCUAAGGUUAGAAAAAAGAUGUCUGAAUUCUCCUAUGCACAUAGUGAACAGAGCGAGGCGAGGAUACAGUCUUCGCUAAGACGUAUUUGGGGACAGCGUUUGAAGUGGAAGUGGUUAAGGGAGAGGCUCUAUUUUUCAUGGAUGGAAAGUAUUGCAGAUGCAGCCAAGAAAGGGGGAACUGAUCAACAAGAGCUAGAGUGGGAUAGCUAUGAUAAAUUAAAAGAGGAGAUGGCUGUCCAACAGCUUCAGUGGGUUGCAGACAAGGCAAAGGAAAUGGCUGAGCAGAGAGCGGGGACAAGAGUGCAAGCAAGAGCAAAAAAGCUGGCAAAACUUCAUUAGAAAAUAAAAGAGCGGGAGCAGAAGGCAAUGGCAAGAAGAGAAACAAAGAUAGGCACGCAGGAAAUUGAAGGAAGAAAUAGAAGAGCCAGUUGUAGAAGGGUUAGAACUCGAGGCAAAACUAACAAGGUACAAAGUGUCAAAGUAUUGUGUGAAUGGCCGAAUGGUUUGGCCUUGAGUUUUGUAUAUUAUAUAUAGACUUUACAAGAAUGCUAUACUAAGUUCUAGCAUGAUUCUAGCCCUAUACAUGUAAACUAUAAUCUGUUAAGCCCUA
Malania oleifera is the source of this 1284-nucleotide messenger RNA. RefSeq lists its product as uncharacterized. The transcript has 5 exons. The record is from RefSeq and is a predicted model, not a curated record. Bases 183 to 1013 code for a protein of 276 amino acids. Lineage: Eukaryota; Viridiplantae; Streptophyta; Magnoliopsida; Santalales; Ximeniaceae.